Cannabis sativa is the source of this 2987-nucleotide messenger RNA. Its product is annotated as protein PSK SIMULATOR 2. Gene Ontology annotation, biological process: positive regulation of growth. The transcript is spliced from 2 exons. NCBI's taxonomy places the organism in Eukaryota, Viridiplantae, Streptophyta, Magnoliopsida, Rosales, Cannabaceae. The coding region runs from base 614 to 2464 and encodes 616 amino acids. The record is from RefSeq and is a predicted model, not a curated record.
UUGCUUUACCUUUUCUUAGUUAUGGUGGUAUAUUGUUUUCUGCUUAUUUUGCUUUGUUUGAGUAGAAUUUGUGCUAAUAAUGGAAGGGAUAUUUGUUUUGUGAAUCUAUGUGUGAGGUUAUUAAGUUUGUGAACUUGUUUGAUGCCGCAACCAGGGUAUGAGGAAAAAAAAAGGAGCUUCUUUUGGAUGUUGUGUACAAGGGGGUUUUGGAAUUUUUACCAAUUUUAUUUAUAGGAUAUAGGGUCUUUUAUUAUGGGUUUCUUUAAGAAGAAAUCUGAAUUUCACUAUGAAUUUUCUACAUAUGUAAAAUUCUUUUGCUUUUUUUGUUCAAAAGAGAGGUAAAGAAUUGAGAGAGAGAGAGAGAGAGAGAGAGAGAGACUUCAUCUGGAAUUGAGUUUAAAUUUCUAGGAAUGAGUUAAGAAGUUGAGUCGGUGGACUUAUUUCCUCUGUUGUUUCUAGAUAUUGGGUGGUCUUUUGAUUCUUUAUCAGUUUAAGUCCCACCUAGUCAGCCACUGAACUCAAUUCAUUGUUUUUCCUAUCAUUGCUGAUUCCCUACAGAAUCAAUAAACGUGAUGUUGAAUUUGGUGUAAAGAUUAUAUCUUUGGGACAAGAGAUGGUUGCAGAAUCGUGGUUUCGCAGCCUUUGGAAGACCCCAAAAAAGCAUGAGGCUGCUGUGGAGAAAGCAAUUAUAGGAGUUUUGGCAUUUGAAGUAGCGAGUUUAAUGUCUAAGAUGAUCCAUUUAUGGCAGUCUCUGACUGAUAAGCAGGUUGCUAGGUUCAGAGAAGAGAUUACAAACUCAGUUGGUAUAAAGAAACUAAUUUCAGAUGAUGAUGAAUACAUUGUGAAAUUAAUAUGCACCGAAAUGAUUGAUAAUGUUUUGCAUGUGGCAAAAGCCGUGGCUAGACUUGGAAAGAAGUGCAAUGACCCCACUUUGAAGAGUUUUGAACAAGCUUUCAAUGAGUGGAUCAGAUAUGGUGUUGAUCCAAAUGGGUGGGCAUUUACAUGGAAGAAAAUGGAAAGGAAAGCUAAGAAGAUGGAAAAGUUUAUUUCGCUUAAUGCAAAUUUGUAUCAAGAGAUGGAAGUGUUUGCAGAUCUUGAACAAACGUUAAGGAGAAUGAAGAGUAAUGAAGAUUCAGAUGCUGCCAGUUUGCUGGAGUUUGAGAAGAAAGUCACAUGGAAGAAGCAUGAGGUGAAGCGUUUAAAAGAUGACUCCCUUUGGAACAGGACUUAUGAUUACACGGUUCUUCUCUUGGCACGAUUUAUGUUCACGCUAUUUGGUAGGAUCAAGCAUGUCUUUGGAGCUCCACAGAUGAUUGACAUUGGUGAAACUGAAGAUUCUGGUUCUGAUCAGAUUUAUCGUAGCCAAUCAGUAUCUGCAAUGUUGCAAUCUUCAGCUCAUCAAUCUGAGAGCAGUCUUCCUAGAUUUGCAUCAGGUCCCCUUGGGAAGUUUGCAGCUAAAUCAGGGCCAAUGUCUAAAACAAAUAAAACCAAUAAUUUCUAUUCUGGCCCUAUCAGUGUUGGUGCCUCAACACAUAAAACCAAUAAUUUCUAUUCUGGCCCUAUCAGUGUUGGUGCCUCAACACCAAAUUCCGGUCCUGUUACUGGCAAUAAACGGAAUAUUUUUCAUUCAGGUCCUAUUGGGAGGUCAACUACAAAAUCAGGUCCGAUUUCUGGAAUUAGUAAAAUGACCAAGAAGAUGUGGCAAACUCAUGACCAUUCCCGUGGAAAGAAAUCUAACGUGAAAGCUAAUCGACUGACUCAAGUGGGGCCUUUUAAAGGGUGCAUGAUGGGUGGAAACAGUUCUCCUGUCACCAAUUGUCAUUUGAGUUCAAAUGGAAUUCACUCAAGAAUCCUGAAUGGAGUCAAUGAUGCCAACACAGACUUAAUUAUGUCCAGCAACAUAGAGCUUAAUUCAUCAAGUUCUAUAUCUAAUUCUAAGUUGUUGGCUGCUCCACCUGAUACCCUUGGUGCUGCAGCCUUGUCUCUUCACUAUGCAAAUGUUGUUGUUGUAAUUGAGAAGUUAGCGGCUUCUCCACACUUGAUUGGACUUGAUGCAAGAGAUGACCUGUACAAUAUGUUGCCUGUAAGUGUGAGAACUGCUCUUAGGGCAAAGUUAAAACCAUGCAGCAAGAGCUUGGCCUCAUCAAGCUAUGAUCCAGUCCUUGCAGGAGAGUGGAACGAUGCGAUGACAUCAAUAUUAGAAUGGUUGGGGCCGCUAGCACACAAUACCAUAAGAUGGCAGUCUGAGCGAAGCUUUGAGCAGCAGAACUUGGUUUCUAGAGCUAAUGUGCUUCUGGUACAAACUCUUUACUUUGCGAAUCAGGAAAAAACUGAAGCAAUGAUUACCGAGCUUCUUGUUGGUCUGAAUUACAUCUGGAGAUUUGGUAGAGAACUCAAUGCUAAAGCUCUAUUAGAGUGUGCUAGCGGUAGAGUAUAUGAUGAGUAUUUGGAACUAGAUGGAUGAUAUUGUUUUUGCCCAUGGUUGUUACCAAAAGAAAUUUGAUCCCUGCUACCUUGCCAGUCCGCGAGGCUUCUCAAUCCUACUUGUCAAUACUAAUGAUUGCUAAGGCGAAAGAGAAAACUACGAACUAUGUUGAUAUUCAAGGGGGGUAUGCAUUCAUGAUGACUUAAAGGUAUUGAUUCAGCUUCUAAUUCUUUUCUUUUGGUGAGGAGUCCCUAGCCACCCAAAACAAGAAAAAUUGGGUCCUUUUUCUCUCCCUCAUAAAGACUUGUUUGUCAUUUCUAGUUAAGCUCGUCCACCUUUAGAGGUGUAUUUUAUUAGCUAUACUCUUUUGUAAUAGUUGUAAAGUUUUCUAUAUAAAGAUUCUUAUUCAUAGAUAGAAGAAGACCUAUUAGGGUCACGCAUGUUUCUUUCUGGAUAGCAGUCUCUGUAAGGUUGGUGUACUACGUUAUGCCACAUUGUAACUGAAGUGUAUGUGUUAUUAUACAUAAGCAGAUUCAAGUUUUCGCCCUUAAGGGCCAACCUA